AUGAACGUCCAACAGCGUCUGCCGUACCAGAACGAGGACAUUCCCGUCCGCCCUCAGCAGGACUCGGAUGAUGAGGAGGAAGCGCUCGUCAACGAUUACCGAGAACAAGUUCAGUUUGACGAUGGCAUGAGCGAUCUCGAGCGGACCACUUCUCUUGGAGCUGGUCAGCAGGCUCAGGAUAUUCAGGCUCAGUUGACGGCGGCUGCCACCCCAUUGGAUUACCAGGCUACUUUGGAGACCAAGUUUGCGAGCUACGACAACUACUGCAGCCUUUUCCACUACAUUCUCAACUCCGACGGCCCUGUUGAACUCGAGGUCCCUUCGUACUAUUGGGCCUGGGACGUCAUCGAUGAAUUCAUCUACCAGUUCAACAGCUUCUGCAGCUACCGCCAUCGCAUCGCUCGCAAGGGUGAGAAUGACGAGGAAAAGCAGCUUCUCCGCGAAAACCCCAACACUUGGGGCUGCUACAGCGUCCUCAACGUCCUGUACUCUCUGAUCCAGCGGUCCCAGAUCAACGAUCAGCUUGCGGCCAUCAAGCGUGGUGAGGACCCCGCCGCUGUGGCUGGCGAGUAUGGCUCUCGGCCCCUUUACCGUAUGUUGGGAUACUUCUCCAUCAUCGGUCUGCUGCGCGUGCACUGUCUUCUCGGAGACUUCGCCUUGGCGCUCAAGACGCUGGACGAUAUUGAGCUGAACAAGAAGGCCAUGUUUGCGCGCGUCAUGGCUGCUCACUUCACGACGUACUAUUACGUUGGUUUCUCAUACAUGAUGAUGCGCCGCUACUCGGACGCCAUCCGCAUGUUCAGCCAUAUCCUCAUCUACGUGUCUCGUACCAAGAACUUCCAGAAGAACGCCCAGUACGAUUCCAUCAGCAAGAAGAACGACCAGAUGUACGCCCUGAUUGCCAUCUGUGUUGCCCUGCAGCCUACCCGUCUCGACGACACCAUCCACAGCGCUCUGCGCGAGAAGUACGGCGAGCAGUUCCUCCGUAUGCAGCGAGGUGGCCCCGAGGCGCUCCCCAUCUUUGAGGAGCUCUUCCGCUCGGCUUGCCCCAAGUUCAUCUCUCCCGUCCCACCGGACUUUGACAACCCAGAGCUGAACGUCGACCCCAUCGACCACCACUGUGCCAUCUUCAUGGAUGAGGUCAAGGCCAACAUCUGGUCGCCCACUGUCAAGAGCUACCUGAAGCUCUACACGACUAUGGACUUGAACAAGUUGGCUGGCUUCCUCGAGGUCGAACCCGAGAAGCUCCGUGGAUGGCUCCUCGUGAACAAGCAGCGCAGCCGCCAGGUUCGCUGGAGCGAGGGUGGUCUCCUCGACGGCGAUAUUGUUAACGCCAGCGACCUCGACUAUGCCAUGCAAGGUGACCUGAUCCACAUCUCAGAGGCCAAGGUCGGUCGUCGCCUCGUUGACUGGUACCUCCGCAACCUUGCCCGCGCCUACUAA
Xylona heveae TC161 is the source of this 1443-nucleotide messenger RNA. Its product is annotated as putative eukaryotic translation initiation factor 3 subunit 6-interacting protein. The transcript has 3 exons. Gene Ontology annotation, biological process: translational initiation. Lineage: Eukaryota; Fungi; Ascomycota; Xylonomycetes; Xylonales; Xylonaceae. The coding region runs from base 1 to 1443 and encodes 480 amino acids. The record is from RefSeq and is a predicted model, not a curated record. Gene Ontology annotation, molecular function: translation initiation factor activity. Gene Ontology annotation, cellular component: cytoplasm; eukaryotic translation initiation factor 3 complex.